This is a messenger RNA of Chionomys nivalis (European snow vole), 641 nucleotides long. It is a transcript of the gene Lcn12, whose product is annotated as lipocalin 12. The transcript is spliced from 6 exons. Gene Ontology annotation, molecular function: small molecule binding. Bases 48 to 641 code for a protein of 197 amino acids. NCBI's taxonomy places the organism in Eukaryota, Metazoa, Chordata, Mammalia, Rodentia, Cricetidae. The record is from RefSeq and is a predicted model, not a curated record.
CAUUCCUCAGUCAGGCCUUGUCCCUCUGGAGCCUGGUCGCUGCUGGGAUGGGCCCUUGGUGGGCUCUGUGGCUGACUCUCACCCUUCCCCAAAUCCUGGAGGGCCAAAUUCCAAGCAAGCUUCAAGGCUUUCCCGAGCUGACUAGCUUCCACAAUGACCAGUUUCAGGGGGAAUGGUUUGUCCUCGGUCUGGCGGGCAACACCUACAAGAGAGAGCACCGGACCCUGCUCAGCCCCUACAUCACAUUGUUCGAGCUGAAAAACAACAGCCAUUUUCAGGUGACCAAUACCAUGACUCGGGGCAAGCUCUGUGACAUUUGGUCCUAUGCUCUGAUCCCAACAACCAAGCCUGGGCAGUUCACCGUGGAGAACAAAGGUGAGCGGACUGGAGCAGACAGAGAAGACAUACAGGUCAUCGAGACAGACUACACCAACUUCGCCCUGGUGCUGUCCCUCAGACAAACAAGCAGCCUGACCAUCAUCAGGGUCAGCCUUCUGGGUAGAAAAUGGAGGCUUCCUCAUGGGCCAAUAGACAGAUUUGUCUGCCUGACCAGAACCCAGAACCUCACAAAGAAUAACUUCAUCUUCCCGGAUGUGACCGUCCACGGCAGCAGGCCGCUGCGUGCCCCCACCCUCAUCUAA